AUGAGUAAAGUUUUUCCAAAGACACCAAAAACAGAUGUCAUUCUUACGGCACUUUCAACACUAGCCUCCAUUAUUCGACCAUGUUUGGGUCCAUAUGGUAACUACCAAAUGCUAACGACUACUAGUAGUAGCAGUAGUAGUAAUAAGGGUAAUCUUGAUGGAGAACAACAACACCAACAACAACAACAAUUCACAGUUAAACUAUCAAACAAAGCUGCUGAAAUUUUAAAGUUGGUUAACCUAGAACACCCAGUUACAAAUAUUAUAAAGAGAGCUGUACAUUCGUUAGAGUAUACGAGUUAUGAUGGUAGUUCAUCAUUGGUGAUAUUGAUUGAGCAGGCAAUGAGAGAGUUGUAUGCUAUCCCUCAUAGUCAACUCCAUCCCAUCUCGAUUGUAUAUGCAAUGCAAUCAAUGUAUGGUAGUGUCAUUUCAGACACUAUUUCAUCACUCAAGAAACCGUUGGUCAAGCUUGCCAAUGACCAAACAUUCGAGACAAUGACCAAACAAGAGAUAUUGGAUACUGUAUUGGAUAUUGACGUUAGUCUACUUUACAACAGCAUCUAUUCUUCGAUUCAUACAAAGUUAAAGGAUCAAGAUCAGUGUCUUGAAAUAGCCACACUAUGCAAAGAAACUGUCGUAAAGUUAUACCCAAUAUCACAAACACCUCCAAUAACAGUAUCAUACAUUAUGAAGAAUCGGUUGGUAUUACAAGACCAAGUUAUCAUCAACCCCAUCAUUUCAUUAAAUCCUCUAAACAAAACAGAAUUGAUUAAUAAUGGUUGGUUAUUGGAAUAUGAUAGUGGUGAUCGUAGCAGCAGUAGUGGGAGUACAAGAAUAAUAGGUGACCAAAAGUUAUUAAAUGCAAAGUUUAUAAUGGUAACUGAUUUUAUUGGAGUGGAAGAUGAUAAUCAACAAAUUCAAGGUCAAGAUCAACAAGAUCAACAACAACAGGAAGCAACAAAACUUUCAUAUACUUCAACAUCUGAAAGACAUUUAUUGGUUGAGCGUGAAAAGGAACUAAUAAGAAAAAAGGUUAAAUGUUUGGUUGAUUUAAAUGUUGAUGCUAUUCUAGCAAGUACUCCAAUCGAUCAAUCUACACUAGACAUGAUACAAGAUCAAUAUCCAAAUACAUUAAUAUUUCAAAAUAUCCCUCGCCAAACUUUAAAUGUUAUUUCAAGAUCUUCUGGAAUUAAAUUAAUUACUUCUAUAUCCCAAUUGGAACAACAACUUCAACAACAACAACAACAACAACAACAACAACAACAACAACAACAACAAACAAACAAUCAAAAUACAACUACAACUACAACUACAAAUCCAUUUAUUGGUAUUAUUGAUACAAUACAAUUAACAAAAGGACAAUCAGAAGUAAAAUAUAAAGCAAGGUUUCAAGGAUUGAAAGAAUGUAAAUAUACAAUGGUUAGUGCUAUUAUUUGUGCAACUAGUUCAUAUGUCAUACAACAAAAGGUUGGAUCCUUUAUAACUGGUAUGGGUGUUGCUAAGUGUUGUUUUGAAGACCUCUAUGUCUUGCCUGGUGCAUGUGCAGUCGAAUUAAAAUUAAUGGAUCGAUUCAAAUCGAUUUCAGAGAGUAAUGAUGCCGAUGAGGCUGAAAAGAUAACUGCUGGUGUAUUAUAUAAAAGUAUUCAUGCUUUGCCAUCUACCAUCCUCGUUAAUAGUUCACUCAAUACAACUGCUCCCAUCUCAUCGUUUUUUAAAACCAAGUCAGCAACAGGUUUAAACCUUGGAAUCAAUAAUGGUCGAACCAUUGAUAAACAACAACCACAUCUCUUGGAUCCAAUGGAAAAUGGUAUCAUAGAUGGAUACAGAGGUAAACUUCAAAUGUAUAAAAGUUUUAUAGAUACUAUUUGUCUGUUCCUUAAAAUAGAUCAAAUCAUUUAUCCUCCAUCAAAAAAUAUUCAACCAAAACAACCAAAACAACAACGAUUGCAACAACAAAAGAAAAGAGAACAUAUUGAAUUUCAAUCACCCUCGUUCAACUUGGAAUCAUCAAGACAAAAACAAAUGGAAAUUACAAAGAAAAAGAAUGAAUUAUUUUAUAAAGAUGAAGAAAUCCAAAGAAGAAAAAAAAUCGACCAAAUAAUGCAACAAGAAGAAGAAGAUGGCUAA
Cavenderia fasciculata is the source of this 2127-nucleotide messenger RNA. RefSeq lists its product as uncharacterized. NCBI's taxonomy places the organism in Eukaryota, Evosea, Eumycetozoa, Acytosteliales, Cavenderiaceae. Gene Ontology annotation, biological process: protein folding. Bases 1 to 2127 code for a protein of 708 amino acids. The transcript has 4 exons. The record is from RefSeq and is a predicted model, not a curated record. Gene Ontology annotation, molecular function: ATP-dependent protein folding chaperone; ATP binding. Gene Ontology annotation, cellular component: chaperonin-containing T-complex.